Messenger RNA from Penicillium concentricum, 423 nucleotides. RefSeq lists its product as uncharacterized. The record is from RefSeq and is a predicted model, not a curated record. Bases 1 to 423 code for a protein of 140 amino acids. Lineage: Eukaryota; Fungi; Ascomycota; Eurotiomycetes; Eurotiales; Aspergillaceae. The transcript has 2 exons.
AUGCGCCCAAGGUCAGGACUCAUGUUUCCUCGCCGAAUCACCGCCAUCUUUAUCUCGAGUCUGAUGGUGUGUGCGCUCUAUUUGGUCUACUCCUACUUGAACAGUGUAUUUAUUGAUCAGCCAUCCCAGAAAUACAUCCGAAGGACUGUUGAAAGCUUCUCACACUCCACGGUCCACGAACUAUACAACCCCUACAUACACCCCAUUACAAGAACAAUAUUUAUUGGACACACAGGGAAAGAAUUUUGGCUGGCGGAACCCUUGAGAUUCACUGAGCCAUUAGGAAAGAAGAUUCUCAUUUUGGACGUCGACAGUCGCAAUCUUGAUGGCCCUAAGGGACUUCUGAGCAAGGCUCCAUUGAACGCGACCGGAAUCCCCCCAGAUACCAGUGGUAGGCUCAACCACUUCAUGUUCGGUAAAUAG